This is a messenger RNA of Syzygium oleosum, 1549 nucleotides long. Its product is annotated as SPX domain-containing protein 1-like. The coding region runs from base 373 to 1182 and encodes 269 amino acids. The transcript has 3 exons. NCBI's taxonomy places the organism in Eukaryota, Viridiplantae, Streptophyta, Magnoliopsida, Myrtales, Myrtaceae. The record is from RefSeq and is a predicted model, not a curated record. Gene Ontology annotation, biological process: cellular response to phosphate starvation.
ACGAACAAAAGGAAAAGGAAUGAAUACAAGAGAAGAUUCUGAGCAUGUCUCGUCUUCCUCCUCGUAAGCGCGUAACAGACAACGACGUUCGUCGCUUCCUGUUCGUCGCUUCUUGGAAACGAACUUUCAAUCCCAACGUUGUCGCCAUCUCCGGAUGUCCUAACAAGUAAACGAGGCCAGUCCAAUCAUAUAUCCUAUUGAUAUCUCCCAGGGAGACGAAGAAGAAGAACCAAGCAACAGUCCGUCGUCGUCACAGGUUAUUCCCAUAUUCCUCGACACGCGCCGAAUAUCCUCACCCUUCUCCCUUUCGGCCUCUCUCUCUCCCCACUUCCUUCAAAACCCAGAGAGGGGAGAGGCCACAUUGCAAUAACGAUGAAGUUCUGGAAGAUCCUGAAGAGGCUGAUCGACGAGGCGCAGCCCGAGUGGCGCGACCAGUUCUUGUCCUACAAGGACUUGAAGAAGCAGCUCAGGCUCAUCUACCCGAAAGAUUGCGGGAUGCGCCACCUGGCCAAGCGCCGCCGCCUGGACUCCGCGGAGGGCUGCGCGGAUUGCGCCGCGGAGGCAGAGAAGGUGGUCAAUUUCAUGAAGCGGUUGCGUGGCCAGAUCAUCAAGAUCAAUGGGUUCUUCAUGGACCAAGAGGAAGAUCUUAUAAUUAGAUGGGCGGAAUUGCAAGAUCGGGUAGCAAAGGCCAAGAGCAUGGACAUCGAGUUGACGGAAGUGCGUAGAGAAAUAGUGGAUUUCCACGGCGAAAUGGUUUUGCUGCAGAAUUACAGCGCUCUGAACUGCAUAGGAUUAGUGAAGAUAAUAAAGAAGUACGACAAGCGAAGCGGCGCGCUGAUCUACUUGCCUUUCAUCCGGAACGUUCUGCAACAGCCAUUUUGCAGGACGGAUGUGCUCAAAAAGUUUGUGAAGGAGUGCGAAAGAAUGCUCGACCAGCUUCUGUUCAAGAACGACCACCAGACGGUAGACUUCGAGGCGAAGGACGAUGAGACUGUGGCUGAUCCGAAUGAUAUCCUGCUUAGAGUUCCCAGCGAAGUCGUUGAGAUUGAGCACAUGGAGAGCAUGUACAAGAAGCUCACUUUAGCAGCUUUGCGUGUAUUUGAGGAGAUUCGGAGCGGAAGCUCAACAGUGAGCAAGUUCUCACUACCGCCUCUGCAUAAUAAUCAAAGGGGUGAAGAUUAGAAGAACGACCCAUUGCGGUACGGCGCAAGCUAAUAAGUGAUUUGGAAGGACCCGUUCGCUUCAUAUUAUGCGCCUUUUCCUGAUAUCGAUACUGAUUGUACUUCUUCUGUUCCAGAGUAAGGGGUGAGCAAACCCUGGAAAACUCUGUUGGUUCUUCUUGUUCUAAAAUUAUUUUUGUGCAAGCAGAAUAACUCAUCGGGCUUCUAGCGUGGAAUUUAAGCAAAAUCUUUUGUUUCAUCUUUGGCGACUCUCACUUCUUCAUUUUCUUGAUUUGCUUGCUCUUCAGUGCAGCAAGACCAUGCUAUAUUGUAGUCCUUGUUUUCAACUUUUUUCACGAGUGUCUGAAAAGUUGCAGAAUUUAUGGCCA